Adineta ricciae is the source of this 603-nucleotide messenger RNA. Lineage: Eukaryota; Metazoa; Rotifera; Eurotatoria; Adinetida; Adinetidae. The record is from the annotation of a GenBank genome assembly.
AUGAAAGGUGCAAAACAAGGUGGAGCACAGGGAUUUAUGAAAGGUUUAGGAAAAGGUUUUCUUGGUCUUGUUGGAAGACCGGCAAGUGGAGUAGCAGAUUUAACAAGUACUUCAUUUAAACUUAUUAAAAAAGUUGCAACACAUGAAAUUAUUAUUCAUCGUAUUCGACAUCCGAGACAUAUUGGAAGAGAUGGAAUUGUUCGACCUUCAAUUGCACAUGAAACACUUGGAAAAUUCAUUUAUGAUAAAUUUGACGAAUCUCUUCAUGGAGAAAAUGAAGGUUAUAUUGCACAUAUUGAAUCAUCAAUUACUCCACCUUCUCUAUUAUUUGCAACGACAAAACAAGUGAUUUUCUUAGUUGAAGAUCCUUCGUCAGAAGGAAUUUUUAAAGUUGAAUGGACUCUCAAUUAUAAAGACGUUAAAGGAGAUCCAACUGUGAAAUUCAAUCCAAAUUAUAUUGAAUUUAUUAUCAAAGAAACCAAUGCAAUUGGAAUAACAAAGAAAGAUAUAAUCCAUGCUCGAGUCAUUCCUUAUCAAACCGUUGCUGAAGCACGAUUUAUUGUGGAUAAAAUUAUUGAAACUACGAAAGCUUUGGAGAUUUAA